Molecule: messenger RNA, 2251 nt
Organism: Cyanistes caeruleus (blue tit)
Lineage: Eukaryota; Metazoa; Chordata; Aves; Passeriformes; Paridae
Source: RefSeq, a predicted model, not a curated record
CUUUCAGCCCUUAAUGCUUUCCAGUUAUUUUUGAUUCUUAUAGAAAGCAUCUGCCUGUUAAAACCAAAUGAGAAAAAAGAGAAAAAAUAAAAAAGAAGGGUCUUGUUUUAUUCUGCCAUUAGGUAAGCCUGACAGUAAGCUGAUCGUGAUCUAAAAGCUUGCAUUCUGUUGUUGAUAUUCAGAUACUAGAAUCUGAUAGAUUAAUCAGAUUCAACAAAGAAUGAAUAUUUUAAAAUACUGUGAGAUAAAGACUUCUUAAACUCAGAUACAAGGCACAUAAUGAAUCAGUUCAAGUUAAUGUCUUUAGAACAGAAAACUUAUGUGGCUUUAAGGUAAACUAAACAGAUCAUGAGAAUUGCACUGCUGAUUUAAUGGGAGAUAUGAAGAAAACUGUUGUAUAUGAAUACCUUCUAAACACAUAAGUUUCACACAAACAUGAGAAAACACAUUUACAUAGCCUUAAAUAUGAAUUUGUAAUGCACAAAAUGGACAUUUUCUCCUUUUUUUAGAUAUAUCAAAAGCAGGAGCAUUCUUCAAAAUUGUAGACCAAAGUUGUCUAUUGCAUUUAGCCAUGAAGAUGUGAGACAGGCUACCAGAGGUAGAAUCCCUGCUGUCUAUAAUGCUGAAACUGAGUAAGAGGAAAGCUGGUAAUGUAUGAAGGGGAGUGUGGCGCAUCCAUGUAAGGUGCUAUUAAUAUUUCUAUUGUGGUAUAAGGGUCUUUUAUAUAAAGGUCAUUUCUUGCAAAGUUUGACUAAUAUAUCAUGCUUAUCACCUAUUUCAUUUUUAUCAGAUUUAUUUAUUCCUAAUAAAAAAUAUAAAGCCACAAAGUAUUGUUUUUAUUUGUGAAUUUUAUGCAGGCAAUCCUGUACAGGUGACUGAAACUCUUUCUUCAUGCCUUAAAGAACAUACUGUACUCAAGGCUACCAAAAGAACACAGCCUAAUGUCUACUUUCCUACAAGUAUAUUAUUGAAAAAGAUACCGACAGACUUGUUCUCCUUUUAUCCUCCCCAAGGGCUAUUUGAAGAAAUAGAAUGUUAAAUAUGUUUCAUGAUUGGAACCAUGAAAAGGGAAAGCAAUGAGUCACAGAAAAUCCUUGAAAACACCAAAUAAUUGAGGAAUACUUCAGUGUUUGUAAAGUGCAAAACUCCUUCAGUGACAAGUAUUUAUAUCAGAUUCCUGCAGGCAAAUCUGAACAUGUAAAGGACCAUGGCUGAAACUGCAGUUUGCCUGGGAACAUUCAGUGCUGUGAAGACACUCUGGGAAGUGAGAAUACACAAGAUAAAUGAAGAAUUACAGAAAGAAAAGGAAUUCAGGCAGAGGUCUGCAGGAAGGCUACUUCUUGUCUGGGAGGAGAGAGCUGCUUUAGCAAAGCUCAAAGAAAAAGUUAUUAAUGAAGGUGGAAGAGCAAUUUUAAGGAUAGAGGAAGAAGAAUGGAAGACAUUACCUUCAUGCUUAUUGAAACUAAUCCAUCUCCAGGAAUGGCAGCUUCACAGAACUAGUUUGCAGAAAAUUCCUCAAUUUAUUGGAAGAUUUCACAGCCUUGUUGUUCUGGAUCUAUCCCGGAACUCAAUUGAAAGUGUACCUAAAGAAAUUGGCCAGCUGACCAGUCUCCAAGAGCUGCUUCUCAGUUACAACAGAAUAAAAUCUGUUCCUAAGGAAAUAAGUAACUGCAUCAGUCUGGAAAGAUUGGAACUGGCUGUCAACAGAAGCAUCUGUGAUCUUCCUCCUCAGCUCAGCGACUUAAAGAAGCUGUCACACAUAGAUUUAUGCAUGAAUCAGUUUACUGCCAUCCCUUCAGCUCUCCUCAACAUGCCCAAUCUAGAAUGGUUAGAUAUGGGGGGAAACAAACUCCAGCAGCUUCCUGAUGCAAUUGACAGAAUGGAAAACCUCCACACUUUAUGGCUCCAAAGGAAUGAAAUAAACUAUUUGCCAGAAACUAUUGGUAAUAUGAAAAAUCUUAAUACUCUUGUUCUUAGCAACAACAAACUUAAGAAUAUUCCAGCUUGUAUGAAAGACUUGACAAAUCUGAGAUUUGUCAACUUCAGAGACAACCCACUGGAGCUAGAGGUAACACUCCCUCCAUGUGAGAACACAGAUGAGGAGGAGCAACAGGAAAUGUUUGGCAUUGACUUCAUGCACAUGUAUAUCCAGGAGUCACUCAAGAAAACAGGAAAUGUGGAAAGUUGUACUUCUGGUUCUCCUGCUGUCAUGAAUCCUACUGAAUAAAGAAUGUAACUGUGAAUGAAAAAA